Molecule: messenger RNA, 913 nt
Organism: Tachyglossus aculeatus (Australian echidna)
Lineage: Eukaryota; Metazoa; Chordata; Mammalia; Monotremata; Tachyglossidae
Gene: NKAIN3
Product: sodium/potassium transporting ATPase interacting 3
Exons: 6
Coding region: 1-546 (181 amino acids)
Biological process (GO): regulation of sodium ion transport
Source: RefSeq, a predicted model, not a curated record
AUGGGCUGCUGCUCCGGGCGCUGCACGCUGGUGUUGGUGUGCGCGCUGCAGCUGCUCUCUGCAUUAGAAAGGCAGAUCUUUGACUUCCUGGGCUUCCAAUGGGCUCCGAUUCUUGGAAACUUCCUGCAUAUAAUUGUUGUAAUUUUGGGCCUGUUUGGAACCAUACAGUUCAGGCCUCGGUACAUGGUGGUGUACACGGUAUGGACUGCCCUGUGGGUCACCUGGAAUAUUUUCAUCAUCUGCUUCUAUUUAGAAGUAGGUGGGCUCUCUAAGGAUACGGACCUAAUGACCUUCAACAUCUCAGUGCACCGCUCCUGGUGGCGCGAGCAUGGGCCAGGCUGCAUACGGCGCGUGCUACCCCCUUCAGCCCAUGGGCUGAUGGACGAUUACAUGUACGUCUCGGUGACCGGCUGCAUCGUGGACUUCCAAUACCUGGAGGUCAUCCACAGUGCCAUCCAAAUUCUGCUGUCCCUGAUCGGUUUUGUGUAUUCCUGUUAUGUGAUCAGUGUUUUCAUGGAGGAAGACGACAGCUGUCGAAAUAAGUAACAUAUGGUGACUGGGCUGUAUCCACUGAACACAUUGACCUGAGACGGAAAGAAAUCAACCUAAGACGGAGAGCACCCCGAGCGAAAAACGCUUCUCACGGACACACCACCUCUCGAAUUUUUAGGAAGAACGGACAGCCCCUUGAUUUUCCAGUCACCAACGAGUCCAUCGAUCACAGCCUGCAUCAUAUCCACAUUGUCGUUAAGUGAACUGUAGGUACCAGGGUGGCUUUUUUUUAACCAUUUGCUAUGAAAAUGGACAUGUGUAAAUCGAAACCUGAAGGGGGUUUUUUUAUGCUGUCUAGUGUAAGGUGUGAAAAACGAGGGUAUCUGGGAUGAGGCCCUUCAGUCAGCUUCUAUGAGAUAUA